Molecule: messenger RNA, 1185 nt
Organism: Ictalurus furcatus (blue catfish)
Lineage: Eukaryota; Metazoa; Chordata; Actinopteri; Siluriformes; Ictaluridae
Gene: fgf5
Product: fibroblast growth factor 5
Exons: 3
Coding region: 348-995 (215 amino acids)
Biological process (GO): positive regulation of cell population proliferation; positive regulation of gene expression; fibroblast growth factor receptor signaling pathway
Cellular component (GO): cytoplasm
Molecular function (GO): growth factor activity; fibroblast growth factor receptor binding
Source: RefSeq, a predicted model, not a curated record
AUUCACACGCGCGCGUCCUGUGCGUCGUAAACAAGCGCGCACGUGCGUAAAAGGGGCAGUUUGGGGGAAGGACGUGGUACGUGUUUGGUUUGAAGUUCAAAGUUGGUUGUGCAGAUUUGUCGAGAGAGAGAGAGAGAGAGAGAGAGAGAGAGAGAGAGCGUCCUUCAGGAUCCAAGCACGCGUAGCCCAGUGAGAUCAUUGGCGAUAUAAAUAUCUUCUUCUACAGUGCUCCAGCUCCUGGCUAUUAGCCACCUGUACUCUGUGGCAAAAAGACGGACAAAAUGCAGGACAUGACUUAACUGGUGCAUAGAGGGAGAACAAAAUAGAGAGAGUUGUUUUGGGGAAGAAUGAAUGUUGCUCUCUUGCUCGUGCUUGUAGCUCAGCUGAUUGGCACCGCGGCUGUUUGGUUGGAGGAUCACCUGGUGGCCUCGGGUCGCCGCACUGGCACUCUGUACUGCAGGGUGGGCAUCGGCUUCCACCUUCAGAUCCAUCCCAACGGCAGAGUGAACGGGAGUCACGAGCCCAGCAACCUCAGUCUACUGGAACUGUUUUCCAUAUCACAAGGAGUUAUAGGAAUCCGAGGAGUUUUCAGCAACCGAUUUCUAGCCAUGAAUAAGAGAGGAUGGCUUCAUGCUACUGAGAAGUUCACUGAUGACUGCAAGUUUAGAGAGCGGUUUCAAGAGAACAGCUACAAUACAUACGCAUCAGUUAUACACAAGAAUCACCGGACUGGGAGAGAGUGGUUUGUGGCACUCAACAAAAGAGGGAAGGCCAAAAUGGGGUCCAGUCCCAGAGUGAAAUCCCAACAUGUGUCUACACACUUUCUACCCAGGAUGAACCUGCACAUGAAAUUACAACAGGGCUUUACGAUAACAGACAAAACACAGGAAAGGACUCAGGCUCUGCCAAAACCUCGGGCCCCUAAAGUCACCAUGAACAUGGGACAGAAACAAACUCGAACUGUCAAGUACUGGCCAAAAUUUAGGUUUGGAUAGACCAGCAUUGUCUUACGCUUGGAGAAAACUUGAAAACAAGACAGCAGUUGUAUAUGAAGCAAUUUUCUCAUCUGACUGUUAUCAUUCCAUUCAAUAAGUGACUCAACGGGAAAGGGCUAUGAAGUCUAAAUUUAAAUGUCUAUGAGGCUGAACUUGAACUUGUUGACAUGGGGGUAUUCCAAAGCUAAUA